AUGGGCAAAAACUCAAAGCAGUCUAAAUGGGCCGAUCGUAUCGACGAUGAUGAUCAUACCCACCAUACGGUACCACGGGUCCCUGUUCAAGACCCGGUCCAAACUAGAGCUAUUCACUGCUCUGAGUUUUUCAAUGGGCUCAACAGAGAACACUUGACAGGGGAACUUUCUCAACAUUCCAAGUAUGCUCGUGAAUCGCUCUACGUACAUCUUCUUAGCUUUGACACGAACCGGUUCCCUCCACCGACCCAUGCCACCUCUAUUUCAACAGAGUUCAAGACAUUAGCAGACACCAUGCUCAGAUUUGCUCAUACAAUGGGCACCGGCCAAGAGUGGCUUUCCUUGAUGGCUUUCCAAGGCGCUUUCAGGGUUCGGUACAACGCAACUGCCUGUGCCAUGAGGACCGACUGUAUUCCACUCGACAUUUCGAUCAUGAUAACACGCCUCUAUGCUCUUGCCACCCAUUCUGAAAACCAAAGAAAGGAUGAUUUCUUGGGUCUUGACUACCUCUUUCAUCUCGCUGCUCAAAUGGAGGUCGCUUUUGACGUCAGAAGCUCGGAUUGUGAACAGUACUGGACCCUAAAGUUCAUUGAACUUGCGCGCAGGGCGGCCAAGGGAGCUGCCGCUUACGAGGCCAAUGUCACGGUUAAAUUGUAUUUGUACUUUUUGGUUUCAAAGAUGCCCCAAGUUCUUGGGCGGCACUAA
Fusarium venenatum is the source of this 705-nucleotide messenger RNA. The record is from RefSeq and is a predicted model, not a curated record. NCBI's taxonomy places the organism in Eukaryota, Fungi, Ascomycota, Sordariomycetes, Hypocreales, Nectriaceae.